AUGGAUGCAGUAAAGGUGUUGGAGGGUAUGGUGGACGUUCCUAUCGAAAGAAUUGAAAAUGGAAUGUUUGACAGGAGUCAAACACUGGUAAUUCACGUCGCUAAUACCACCUUUUCAACGAUGGCAGUACAAUGCUAUACGGCCGAAACAGAACAGUUUUACGCUCCAUACUGCGACGAUGACAUCAUCGCUCAUGCGGUCGUGAAACAAAUAAGCAAAAUUUUAGGGGUUUAUGAGGAAAACGUCACCCUAUUCGAUAUCGAUGAUGAUCGAAAAGUUUUGCGAGUGCAGCGCAAUGAAAUGGCCAAGUCUUCGUACGAGGAUUUAACAUUAAUGAUCCAAGAGCUACUGAAGUUCUAUGUCGAUUUGAAAAAGCCAAUUAUAUCGAUAGAGCAAAUCUUGUAUCCGGUGGAAUUUUUCGGUCCAUUUAGAGUUAUCGUAGAUCGAGGAAAGGAAGCGAAUACGACCACGGUAAGGAUUUACAGCCAAUUUGGAACUCUUUGCGGAAAACUGGCGAACGUCCGUGCUGGUGAUGAAAAACAAGAAGAAGAAGUCGAGAAGAAGCAGAAACACGACGAAAAGCUUGACAGCGAUAGCCCAACAGUCAAGUGCAUGUUGAAAAUAGGAAUCGAUUGUUCGAAAAUUGACAGAAAAGAAACGUUCACUUCGAUGGGACUUGAUUCAUUGAAGAUGGCAGAGUUAGAGAUGCAAAUACAAAAGGAGUAUCCAAGCUAUACGAUUCCUACAGGAGUACUGCUCAGUCAUCCUACUGUAGAAGAAAUGGACACUUAUUUAUUUUCAUGUGCUUAUGAGAUGAACUUGAAUAUAAAUAAAGAUGUUUCUGCUUAUAUGGAUUAUAUCAUACCACUGUCACCUCAACAAAGACGUCUAGUGUUUAUGUGUGAACUCGAUCCUGAAUCAAGCGCUCAGUUCAAUGAACCUGUGGUGUUCUCAAUGAGGUCGAAGUCGUUUGACGAGGAGAAAUUCGUUUCGGUUUUGAAUCUCAUUGUGAUGAGGCACACUAUUCUGCGGACCAUCUAUAUUGGAAACAAUCAAGUAGUUUGCUCCGGUACUGAAGCAUUCCUAGCUAAUAGGAUGCUGGACACUGAACCAAAAUAUUUCGUAGCACAACCGAUCGAUAUUAAGCGUACAAGUGCGCAUUUUGCCAUUUUCUCAUCGCCAGAUCGGAUCGUUAUUUGCCUCGUUUUCCAUCACGUAGCUGUAGAUGGAUACUCAAUUAGUAUAAUUACAGAAGAGAUGAAGGCAUUUUACGUCGGCGAGGAAUUGUCCGCUCCUUCCGGCCAAUAUAGCGACUAUGCGAAAAAAUCAUCUCAGUCCCUUUAUCAGCUGGAAUUGGGCAAAUGGAGGGAAAAACUGAAGGGAAAGUCUUUUCAGCUCCUUCCGACUGAUCGGCCUCGUACUGCUAAGCAAACUUUCGAUGGUUCUUCCAUCCAGAAAUCCCUGCCCGUUCACCUCCAUGAAUCACUGAAAAAACUAAGAAACCUAGGGAAUUGCACUGAUUUCUGCAUUUUAGUGGCUACAUACAAGUUUUUGGUUUAUAAAACCACAGGCAUAGGUGAUUUCCCUGUCGGAUUUCCCUCCUCUUUAAGAGGAGAGGAAUUCUCAAGAACAGUUGGUUGUUUUGUGAAUACGUUGCCAUUACUGGGAAUCGUGGAUUCUUCGGUAGCGCCAGGCGAAUACCUCAAGAACAUUUUCAAAGCGAUCUCUGAGGCCCGGAAUAUGGAUGUACCUUUGGAUUUGAUUGUAAGCGAGUUGAAGUUAGAGCGGGAUGACGCGGUCUCGCCCCUCUUCCAAGUUUUGCUCGUCAUGGAUAUCGUGGAUGUGUCAUCAUCAGAUGAUGACAUUGUUUUCAUUGAUCUACCGUCUCGUUUCUCUAAAUACGAACAGAUAUGGUAUUUUCAGAGAAGUGGAAAGUCAUUGAACAUUAAAAUUGAAUAUAACAACACCUUAUUUUUUGCAGAAACCAUGAAUGAUCUUCUCGAUCGCUUUAUCUAUGUCCUAGAUCAACUUGGAAGUUGUUUUCCCAAUAAACACCUGAAGGAAAUUACGCUCACCACCAAAAGUGAGUUGAAUUCGAUUCACAUCCGCAGAGCGGCUAAUGAAUGGGAUUAUCCCAUGGUUACAAUUCUGGAAAUGUUUCAAAAAAACAAAUCCACAAGAAACUCAAUCAACUUUAAAACUAAAAGGAUGACAUACGAUGAGCUCGACGGACUAAGCACGCAGGUUGCUAAACAGAUUGCCAGCGUGUACUGCACUCAUUACGGAGAACUGCCAUCUCGAGACAGAUGCGGAGCGAUAUCCAUGGAAAGAAAUCUAGACCUGCUGGUUGUCGUUCUUGCCGUGUGGAAGUGCGGUCUACAGGUGGUACCGCUCAGCCUGGAUUGGCCAAUUCAACGAAUAAUGGAAAUCCUAGAGAUGUUCGAGAAUCCGAUCUUGAUCAAUUUCUACUCUGAAAAGGUUACAGAAGCAGCACGAGCGGGACAGCGAUACCCCGUUAUUGAUAGAACCAUUGGAAGUAGUUCCCAAACGAAAAUCUUCAAUUUGAUGGACACCUCGGACUUGGCCUACUCAACCUGUACUUCCGGGACGACAGGAAAGCCGAAAGCAGUUUGUACGGAGUUUUCAGGUCAUGGUAAUCUCGCAAUGGCUUACACAAAAACGUUUCACCUCAGCAAUAGUUCUUGCACCUAUCAGGUGGUCAACUACGGUUUCGACAUUUUUUUCGCGGAUCUCUCGGAGACAUUUGCAAACGGUGCUUCCAUGGUCCUCGCCGCCGAACUCAUACCGAAAAUAGAUGAGAUGCGGGGCGUCACAAACGCUUAUGUGAUGCCUGCAUAUUUAUCCGCGUUGUCCUCAUCAGACAUCGAGCAGUUGAACUUCUUGGAGUCCGCUCAGUUUGGAGGUGAGGCAAUCCAGCCGAAUGCGCUACAGGAUCUUCUUCACACCGACGUACACCUCUAUCAGCAGCACGGAGUGACGGAACAAACUGUGUUCACAACUGCAAAUAGAAUGAAGGUACGCACACCAAUCGCAGAAGUUGGCCAGCCGUUCAGUAACCUACAUUGGCCUGUGAGAGAUCGAGAUGGUCAACUGCUCCCACUAAAGUAUCAAGGAAUGGGCUAUGUGAAUGGAAUAGGUAUCACUAGAGGUUACUACAGUAUGCCUGCCGCCAAUGCUAGUGUAAUAAACUAUGGAUAUUUUGGGAAAGAAUUCAAAACAGGAGACAUUUUUAAGUAUCACAAUGGUCGUUUACAUUUUCUGGGACGAGCAGACCUUCAAGUUAAGAUAAGAGGAAGAAUUAUAGAUUUGGGUGAGAUUCAAAAACAGAUUACAACGCACGGAGAUGUGGAAGCUUCUUUCAUAACAGUCACUGAAAGUGCAAAAGCGAAAGAACUUAUAGCAUAUGUGAUAGCGAAGAACAUCAACAUUUCCGCAAAGGACCUAACGAAUUUUCUUCGCAUUCGUCUUCCAGCCUACUGUGUUCCAAAAUGCUUUGUGUUCCUUGACAAAUUUCCAUUGAAUCAAAACGGCAAAGUUGAUAAAAGUCGAUUGCCAAAACCAUCGCCUCAAGCUAUUUUCGAAAAGCUGAGGCCUGCACGAGGAGAUUUGGAAAGGGAAAUAGUGGACUCUUUCAAAAAAUACACUGGCAGAGCGCACAUGGCAAAUGAAUGCUUUUUCGAUUCCGGUGGAGAUUCACUAAAGGCGAUGCUUGUUGUCCAGGACUUAGCAAGAAAAGGACAUUCUCUCGAUUUGCAAUCUUUCUUUUCUCUACGUACCGCUGAAAAAAUUGCUGAAAUGUUGCAGCAACGAAGCGGUCACUCAAAGAAAGCCAAAAACAGGACUGAUCAACCUCUUACCAUCGAAACCCACGAAAUUCCACUUUCAUCUCAGCAACGAAGGUUAUGGUUUCUCGCACAAAUGUAUCCCGAAAGAGAUUCAUAUAUAAUUCGUAUUAGAAUUGACAUGGAGGGAGAAAUGAAACUCGACAGACUGCGGGAAGCAUUUCAAAUGGUCCUUAUGGCUAAUCCCAUGGCAAGAUCAGUCGUUCCCAACGCUAGCCAGGAUCCAUCAUUCAUUGUGAUGUCCGGGACAGAGUGCUUUCAUGCACUUACCCAAGAAGAGGUGGCGGAUCCACAAAUUGACGGGAAUUCUUUGAUAGUGACAAGACUUUGGAAGAAGAACUGUAAUGAUUGUGAAUUUGAUCUCAGAAUUCAUCACAUCAUUAGCGACGGUAGAAGUUUAGCGAUUGUUGGUGAAGACUUGGCAAAAGCUUAUAAUGGCGAAAAACUUCCAAUGAAAGAUGUAAUCCUCGAAAAUCCGGAACAUUUUGAUUCUAUGGAGUUUUGGAGAGAUUAUUUAGCAGGCUAUAAUCUCUGCCCAGUGGGAAGUGAAGGCGAUUCCAGGGUCGUUGAAGCUGAAGCUGGAUACGUCGACGUGGAUCUCAGUUUUGUUGAUGAGUUGAAAAUUGACAAAUUUUGCAGUAUUCAUAAAUGUACUAUGUACCAUAUUAUCGUGAUGGCAUAUGUUCAUACUAUGCGCAUGACCUACGACAUAGACGACUUCGUUAUAGGAACCACAGUCGCUAAUCGAACUCCGGAGAACAUCGACAUCGUUGGGUUGUUUGUAAACACGAUUCCAUUACGGUUUAAAGAGGAAUUUACUGACUUCCACCGUCAGUUACGGUAUACUGUCAGUCAAAUACUCGCUGCUAUGGAUCAUCAAAGCACACCGUUGGCUAAAAUUAUCGAAGAGACGGUAAAAGAUCGUGAUGUGACAAAGGCACCGUUGUUUCAGCAUGUUGUCACCUAUGAAAGCACAUCUCUUCCGCAAUUACCAAAGAUGGAAGGACUUCUUACAAAAUGUCAUGAUUCAAGAACUCAUUUCACACAGUUCGAUCAAAGUUGGAUUUUCCAUCCCGGAGAAAAUCUUCAUCUCACCAUACAGUAUGACAAAAGUCGGUACCUACGGCGAGAGAUAUCAGAACUUGUGCAUUUAUUCGAACGUACACUAAGCAAUAUUUUUAUGUACGGAUCUUUGUGCUCCUUACGUGAGCAGCCAAGGACUUUUUUGUGCAACGAUACGCCAAGAAACAAUGACUUAGGACGGGUUUUCGCUAGGCAAUCGGCCAUGACUCCCAAUUUGCUUUGCUUAGAAACCAAACAAGAGCAAUUACUCUAUAGUGAAGUGUUUAGUAACGCCUCUAGGUUUGCUUGGCACAUGCAGUCUGUGAUAGUGAGACAUUACGGGGUGGCGCAUCUUCCCGACGAUAUUAUUUGCAUCAUGCUCAGGGAAUCCGCUGAUAACCAUGUUGCUAUUGAAGCUGUACAUAUUAUAGGGUGUUGUUACUUGUGUAUUCCACAAGACACUCCAUCAAUCAGAUUGAGGUAUAUAGUAAAGGACUGCCGCCCUCUUCUUCUUGUCACCGACAUGAACUUGGAUCCCAUGGAGGUCCCAAUUCUUCCGCCUAAAAUCGAUCGUAUUGUUAGAUAUUCGUUCCUUAAUCAAUGUCGUUCUACCUACGAAUCAUUGGCAUAUCUCAUCUACACCUCCGGUACGACCGGCGUUCCCAAAGGAGUUUGUAUAAGUCAUCAAAGCGUUCUUAAUAUGCUGGAACAUGCGACACGAAAUUAUCAUUUCCGGCCAGGAAUAAGAGUGCUGCAAUUCACAAAGAGUAGCUUCGAUGCGAGUAUUAGUAACACUUUUGGGGCUUUAUUGAAUGGUGGCUUCCUAAGCAUCCGGGAUGAAGAAGCGGACGUGGUGGAGGAUCUUUCAUCGCGCCUACCAAUUGCUGUGCUCCACAUGACUCCCAUUGUAAUGGAUAUUUUCGAUGAUCAUGACCUGGAACGACUCGAAGAUGUGGAGAAAUGGAGCUUCGGCGGUGAGACGAUCUCCGAGCGAACGCUACAUCGGAUGCUUGGACGAGGAAAUCGACUAAUACAGUUAUACGGACCUACAGAAGCUACAUGUUAUCAGACGCUGCUCGACAUGAAAGUGGGACACGAAUCGAUAUGUUUGGGACCCAUAAUCUCAAAUGUUUCUUACGGUCUAUGUUCGUUCAAGAAUCACCAGAUACAUCGGCAUAAAUUUGGCCAACUUUUCUGCGGUGGCGAAAACAUCGCAAGAGGUUACAUCAGUAGAAAUGACGCUGGGUUUGUAGCUAACCCACUUCAAACUUUGAAAGAUAAAGCGCUGGCAAGAAAUUCUAGGAUAUAUCUUGUAGGAGACGAAGUCAAAUGUGAUAGAGCGGGAUAUUUAUACUUCUUUGGACGUAAAGACGACCAACUAAAAAUAAAAGGUUAUCGAGUACAACUUUCUGAAAUUGAUGCUGCCGCAAAGUCACAGAACGUUGUCGAAAACGCUGUCAGUGUCAUUCAGAAGGAUAUGACAGAAGCGAACCACAUCGUUUUGUACUACACAGGACAGGAAGCACAAAGUAGUGAGCUUGAGAAAUCACUUGCACAAAAUCUCCCGAGGUAUAUGAUUCCCAGCAUGAUAAUCCAUCUCGAGAAGUUCCCAGUUACAAGUAGUGGAAAGGUUGACAAAGCAGAGCUCACAAAACGAUGCGAUAUCAACAGUUGUUUGAAUCGACCUGCAGAGCCAAGAAACAACAUUGAGGAGGUGGUUCUGAAGUGUUAUCGAAACGUCCUCAAAAAUGAGGACCUUACUGUCAGCUCUGACUUCUUCCAAUCUGGUGGCCAUUCGCUCCUAGCCGUUAAGCUCGUCAACGAUCUUCAAAAAUCGCUCAACGUCGUUGUUCCACUCAUGCAAGUGUUCGUAUUUCCACGCGUCAAGGAUUUGGCCGAAUAUCUUGUCUCGACCAAGGGAAUCCAGACCAGAGAAAGCAAGGAACGUCUACAUCCGGAUGAUAGGCCUACUCCUUCGCAAACCACACUUUUGCGCUCGUAUCGAAAUAAACAAAUACGAAUGCUUUAUGAUAUCCGUCUUACUGUCACUCUCAGAAAAGAUAUCGAUCGAAGCAUCCUAAGAAACGUCCUUAGUAGUUUACCGAUGAUUCAUCCAUCAUUGAGAACUCGCUUCACUAAGAAUGGUAGAACUUUCGCAAGAGAAGUUUGGUCGGGAACAGAAUGCUAUCAGAAUCUUUCCGAGGAGAUUGGUCACGGUUUAGAUCCUUUCCUGGAACCUCCUUUUGCUGUCUCAUUCAAAGGGAACCAGUUAAUGAUGACAAUUAAUCAUAUAAUUACUGACGGUCACUCAAUGCAGUUAAUUGUGAAUAGUAUGAUGUGGUUAUUGAAUGAAAAACAACUCCGUAUGGACAAUGGAUUGUUGUUCCAUUCAUGGCUUCUUCAACAGUUUGAUAAACAUAGAACGGAAGAUGUCAAAUUUUGGCAGGAAGAACUACAGAACUUUGUCUUCAACCAACUACCGACAACUCGUCCACGACUGAUUACGUCUACCAAUGAAGCGGGGUUCUUUGAUCUCCACGUGCCCAACCUCUGGCCCACAGUUAAUUCCUGGGUUAUCCAGCACAGUUGUACUCCUUUUGCCAGUCUUCUAGCUCUAUUCUCACGCGUACUGCAAUCGCUCAGCUAUGAACCGGCACUUCCCGUUGCGAUCGGUUUCCCAGUUAAUUUGCGCACACAGCAAUACUUCAACUCUAUCGGCUACGGUAUCGGUACGGUAAUGGUGGCAGAAGACACUCGAGGAACUCUAGCGGAAGUGAUCAGAAAAGUGGCAAUGCAUGUGGCAAUGGCAAUUUCUCAUGCAUUUCUUCCAUACGACGAAAUGGUCAAAUUGUCUCCGUCGAGAAAACUGUUUGGUGUAAUGCUUGUGCUCGAUGAGUACUCUAUCAGUGAAAACGACAUUUUUACGGUAGAACCAGAAAUACCUACAGCUACCAAAUUUGAACUCACAAUCUACGUGCGUCUCCAAGAGAACACCAUCAGAAUAGAAUAUAACAAGUCGUUGUACGAUGUCGAAUUCUUCACGCUGAUUGCAAAAUCCAUCAACGCUGUCCUUUCUGACUGGGAAUGUACCCCUCAAAGAACGGAGUGUCUUGCGGUGAGCAAGAAUGGAUGCGUCUACGACGUCACAGAUAUCCAUAGACUUCUGAAUCCUUUGCGGAUCUCCAAUAUUCGUAUUUCAGUCACAGAUGGCAAUGAGAUUCAUCUAUGUUGCACUAGCAAUAUGAGUGCAGAAGCGAUAGGAGAGGUUCUUCGGGAGCUUCCACCUCGAUUACGGCCCUGUAAGGUUAUAGUUGAGCCCGAAUUUUUCUUUGAAUUCCCACUAAGUAGGCAGCAACAGCAAAUGUAUUUUCUCACGCUUCAAAAUCCGACUGGAUAUGUACUACCAUUUUUAAAGAAGUUCCCUAAGAAAAUUCAGCCUUCCUUCGUGCACCAAGCGCUGCUUUACGUAAUUCAAAAACACGAAUCAUUAAGAACAGUGUUUUACGAGAUCGAGGGAGAACUGAAGCAAAUGGUGCUUUCUAUGACCGAUGCUUACAUUCACCUGACCGUGGAACACAGCCAAGAUCUCAGGAAAAGUACGGCGCAAGUUUGGACACAGCCAUUAGAGCUCCACAAUAAAACUCUUGUAGAAGCGGUUCUAUAUGACACGGCGGAUAGUUUUGUAGCGCUGCUACGGAUGCACCAUAUUAUUUCAGAUGCCUGGUCUACUAAGAUUCUUGAGGAGGACCUUGGAGAAAUAAUUGGCAAACUGGAGAGUGGGACCCUCCCAGCUGUCCAUCGGCAGAAACACACCUACAGAGAAUAUUGCGAAAAGAAAGAGUUACCUGCAUGUGUUGAUGAUAAGUACAUUGAAAACUUGAUUAGGGCGCAAGACUUACCUUUGUUUCCCUCUGAGGCAAAAGUGAACGUCGUUUCAUUCGAAUUCCCACAGGAAAAUGCUCAUUACUGGGCGGCCCAUCGCGGUAUUUCCAUCUUCGUCGGCUUCCUGGAUAUAUUGGCGAGAAGCUUUGUCGAGCACUACGGACUUUCAAGCAUAAACAUAGGUUGCCCUUAUGCAAAUCGAACAACAAAAACGAGAAAUGUUCUCGGUUGCUUUCUUAACAACAUUGUCUUCCAUAUCGAUAAGCCAAAAGAUGGUGAAAACUCUUAUCAAACUCUUCAAAUCCAUGUGAACGAUGUUAUCAAGAAAAAUAUUCCCUUCACCGACCUUACAGGCUACGUCUACAAGCGAAGCAAAUCCUUUCGGUCCAUGUUUCAGGUAUAUUUCAAUUGCCGGUAUGACCUAGAGUAUAACGUAGAAGACAGCGGCGAACUGCUUGAUCUACUUCCCAUGAGAUCUGAGUUCCCAAUAGAAGUAGAUCUGGACAAACGAUCAGAUGACUAUCGUGUUACAUUCAGAAUUCAAGAAAGCGUCUCAAUCAGUGCGUGGAAGGAGUUCGUGGAUAGCUUCCGCGCAAGGAUCGUAGAGGAAACUUCACCGCAAACACAGCGCCUCACAUUGGCGCAAUUAAAUCGUCCUGUCAGGCGAAUUCUGGAGACAGUACUGCGUGCUGCUCAGAAGACUCUUGGCACGAGCGUCGUCAAUCAGAGCGACAAUUUUUUCACUGCCGGUGGGAAUUCGCUACAAGCAAUUGCUUUUGUUGAAAUGAUUGAAGAGGAACUUAAUGUGGAGAUAGACAUCUCAGAUGUUUACGAUCUUCGCUCUUUUUCCGAGCUUGCUCUCCGUAUCGAAGCCAUCGCAGAGCCACAGCAGCAAAAAACGGUCAUUUCUGAGCCUCACGUAAACAGCAUCGUAUCUGCAUUAAGUAGUGACGAGCAGAGCCAUCAGAAACCGAGGCAGCGCUUGUUAGUCGGUACCAAGCCUUCAAACGUUGCGGACAUUCCGUCAAUAGACCUAACGACCUUCCUUUCCAAAUGCUCUUCAAUGUACGCGUCUAAGGCAGCACUUUGUGAACCGGAGAGUGUCCGUCUCACUUAUUCAGAACUAUUGUCUUCGUUGGAAGCGCAGGCCUUCUCUAUCAGGAAUUCCUUCUGUCAAAGGAAUGGAAUAAUUCUUACUCCUGACACCAUCAUUCCCGUUCUUGGUCAACGUUCUUCGCUCACAAUUAUGAAGUGCCUUGCUGUUUUGAUUGCCGGAGCCGCGUAUCUUCCCAUAGACAUCGAUACACCUGCCGCAAGAAUCAAAAUGCUAUUUGAGGAAUCCGGUGCAGACUGCUAUAUUGGUCCGUCUCUUUCUAAUGCCAUCAUCACACCUCUUGAACUCAAAAAUAAUUUAAAAAUUAGAGGACAGAAUCUAAGAAGUGGAAACACGCGAGGAGAUAUGGCGUAUGUGAUCUACACUUCAGGAACUACCGGUACUCCGAAAGGAGCCUGUAUAAAGCACGAAGCGGUUGUCAACAUGAUGGCUUCAGCAACGAAGAAUUUUCGAAUGCAGUCGAAAGACGUCGUAUAUCAGUUCACAAAUUUUGUCUACGACAAUAGCGUGCUUGAAAUUUUUAUGACUCUUUGCAACGGAGCGCAGUUGUUUGUGGACACAGUGCCGUUCUCCCCAAGGAGAUUUGCUGGUUUAAUCGAUAAACGCUGCAUUACUCAUUGCCUCUUUUUUCCAGGUGUGGUAUCUACAUUUAGAGAUGGAAAUUUUAGAAAACUUGCUAAUCUGCGGUACUGGAUAGUAGGGGCGGAAAAAUUGCCUCAAAAAAUGCUCGAUCACGCCAUUGACUGUGGGAUCAACGUUAUCCAAAACUACGGUCCCACCGAAACAACAGCUUAUGCAUUAACAAAGCACAUGCGAGCAGGAGACGAUGCGGCGAAUCUGGGCAGGGCAAUUCAGAAUACUGAGGUGCGAACGGAUGAGAGAGAUGAGCUCUGGAUCAGAGGAGUUGGAGUAAUGCGUGGGUACUUAAACAAGGACAGAGGUUCCACGUUCCGAGUGCACAAGAACGCUUACUGGUAUCCGAGUGGUGACCAAGUCCGUAUCCUACCAAAUAAUGACGUGAUUUUUGUUGGUCGUCAAGACAGCCAAGUGAAAAUUCGAGGACAUCGCGUCGAGUUAGAAGAGAUUGAAUCCAUAAUUUGUAAGUUGUCUUAUAUAAAACAAUGCAAAAUAAUCUGGCAAGAAAAACAACAGGUUCUCCUGGCUUUCUGCACACUUGACAGUGGCGACAGAACGCUAGAAGAAGGGAUACUAGAACACUGUAGAAGUCACCUUCUGAAGCAUGCGGUUCCCAACCGCGUCAUUCUUCUCGAUGAGUUCCCGCUCACUAAAAACACUAAAAUUGACGUCGAUCAACUCCGGCAGAAAUGGGAGCUCUUCAAACAGUCGUCGGCAAAGCUAAAAACUGUUGAAACCAUCCUAAAGCAUCCCGUUGAUCCAAGUUUAAGCCUUUUUGAAAACGGCGGUACUACAUGGCAAGCACUAGCUAUUGCAAGAAAUUAUUUGAUGGAAUACGGUCAUGUCCUGGAGGUACCUGAUUUGAUGAAAUUUCCUCUAAAUAGUGAGUUGCACCAGGAUACUCAGAGAAAUUCCUGCACAGCAGGUGAUGAAAAAGUUGAAGCAGUUCAUGAACGACUGAAAAAGCUCUGGUCAAAAGUUCUAAAGCAUAGUUCUUUUGCUGCAAACGACAAUUUCUUCUUCGUUGGCGGUAACUCUCUUCUACUCCUAAAACUUCGCUUUGAAGUGAACAAAGAAUUCCAGGUUGAACUUGGUAUUCAGGAAUUCCUGAAUUCAUUGAUUUUCAGCGAUAUGGCUGAGAUGUUGUGCAAUCUCAAAAAUUCUUUGAAAAUUGCUGCUUUGGUUCAUGAUCCUCCACAGCCCUAUUACCUUUUGGUGUUCGUUCAUCCUCUCUAUGGAGGUGGCGUUCCAUAUGCGAAUCUGAUCAGAGCGCUUAAAGAGCAUGGCCGCUUCUGCAUACUCACUGUUCAACAUCCAAACAGUUUCGGUUAUGAGAGCGACGAUCCUCAAUUUUUCGAAAGUAUUCAAUCGCUUGCAAGACGGUUUUCACCAGUAACUUCAACAAGAGCACUCGCUGGAACUCAUGCUGAUAUGCUGUCCUUUACGUACAGUGGAGAAUUGGCUAAACAGAUCGCCGAUCUCCUGAAGAAAGAAAGCCAGCAAACUAGAGGCAUUUAA
This is a messenger RNA of Necator americanus (New World hookworm), 12075 nucleotides long. RefSeq lists its product as uncharacterized. Gene Ontology annotation, molecular function: catalytic activity; phosphopantetheine binding. Gene Ontology annotation, biological process: amino acid activation for nonribosomal peptide biosynthetic process; secondary metabolite biosynthetic process. The transcript is spliced from 5 exons. The coding region runs from base 1 to 12075 and encodes 4024 amino acids. Gene Ontology annotation, cellular component: cytoplasm. The record is from RefSeq and is a predicted model, not a curated record. NCBI's taxonomy places the organism in Eukaryota, Metazoa, Nematoda, Chromadorea, Rhabditida, Ancylostomatidae.